AUGGUAACAAAGGGCAUUCUCAGAGCUCUCAUCACACUAGCGGCCCUCACAACACUGCUGCUCGCAUUCUACAAUUACUCAUCACCGUCGGUGCGUCUGGGCUCACCCGCCGGAGCGUCGGGAGGGAAAUUCGUUCGACCAAAGACCGGUGGCUCGCUAAAGGGUAUCGACCCCUUACUCAGUCCCGAGAAGGGACCUUCAGGAAAGCUAUGGGGACCUGGCGAGGCGGAGAGAACAUCGGCGACGUUACUGUCGCUGGUGAGGAAUAAUGAGCUUGCGGGGAUGGUUUCUGCAAUGAGGGAUUUGGAAAAAACUUUCAAUUACAAAUUCAAUUAUCCAUGGACUUUCUUCAACGAUGAGGAAUUCACUCAGGAGUUUAAGGACAAGACGCAGGCGGAGACUAAGGCUGAGUGUAGAUACGAAGUUAUCCCAAAAGACCAUUGGGAAAUUCCUUCCUGGAUCAACAAUGAUCUUAUGGCAGAGUCCGUUAAGCUAUUGGAAGAGAAGAAUGUUCAAUAUUCUGGGCUCAAGAGCUACCAUCAAAUGUGCCGGUGGAACUCUGGCAAAUUUUAUGAUCACCCUGCAUUGAAGGACAUCCGGUGGUACUGGCGCGUUGAGCCUAAAGUACAUUUCUUCUGUGAUGUAAACUACGAUGUAUUCAAGUACAUGGAGGAUAACAACAAAACCUACGGUUUCGUCAUCAAUAUCUACGACUCUCCCGAAUCCAUUGAGACUCUAUGGCCGCACAGCCUUGAGUUCUUCGCUGAGAAUCCGGAAUACUUGCAUCCGAACAAUGCCAUGGCCUGGUUGACAGAUGCUAAGAACCGACCAGAGCACCAUCGAAAGGCUGGAUACUCAACCUGUCAUUUCUGGAGUAACUUUGAGAUUGCGGACAUGAACUUUUGGAGAAGCAAGAAGUACAGGGAUUACUUUGAUCAUCUGGACCGUGCCGGCGGGUUCUUUUACGAGCGAUGGGGUGAUGCGCCGGUUCACAGUAUCGCUCUGGGUUUGAUGGAGGACAAGGACAAGAUUCACUGGUUCCGAGAUAUCGGUUACCAACACAUCCCAUACUUUAAUUGCCCCUCAUCACCAAAGUGCAACGGUUGCCAGCCAGGCCGAUUCACAGACGGAACAGGUCUCGACCAGGAGGACUGCAGAGCAAACUGGUUUGAGUUCGCGCACAUGAACUAG
This is a messenger RNA of Tuber melanosporum (Perigord truffle), 1191 nucleotides long. RefSeq lists its product as uncharacterized. Gene Ontology annotation, molecular function: alpha-1,2-mannosyltransferase activity. Lineage: Eukaryota; Fungi; Ascomycota; Pezizomycetes; Pezizales; Tuberaceae. Gene Ontology annotation, cellular component: Golgi apparatus; membrane. The coding region runs from base 1 to 1191 and encodes 396 amino acids. Gene Ontology annotation, biological process: protein O-linked glycosylation; protein N-linked glycosylation; cell wall mannoprotein biosynthetic process. The transcript is spliced from 4 exons. The record is from RefSeq and is a predicted model, not a curated record.